Molecule: messenger RNA, 4059 nt
Organism: Aspergillus vadensis CBS 113365
Lineage: Eukaryota; Fungi; Ascomycota; Eurotiomycetes; Eurotiales; Aspergillaceae
Exons: 4
Coding region: 1-4059 (1352 amino acids)
Source: RefSeq, a predicted model, not a curated record
AUGGAUCCGCUCACUGCAGCAGGCCUAGCAAGCAGUAUCAUCUCCUUCGUCGAUUUCACAACCCAGGUGAUUUCCCGAUGCGAGAAACUCUAUCGGUCCGCUUCAGGGGCUACGACCGAAAACUUAGAGCUAGAAGAUCUGGCCACGAACAUUCGUCGGUUGGCUGAGGAAACUCGAUGCACGAAGGAAGAUGAGAUACUCGAGAGCCUCAGUUCACAGUGCAUCAGUGUAUCUGAUGAGCUAAUCGCGCUCCUCAACUCGGUGAAGGUCAAGAGCGACCGGCGUGGAUGGGCUAGCAUCCAUCAAGCGCUCAAAUCGGUAUGGAAGCAGAGCGAUAUCGAUGGUCUCCAGCAGAGAUUGAAUCGAAUUCAAGCACAGCUUCACAAUCGUUUGGUCACCCACCAACAGCGAGAGAUCGACUAUAAGCUAGAACGACUUAUCGAGGAGAAUGAGCGCCUGGAUGUGAAUAGGACACAUGAGUUGAGAUUGCUGAGAAAUCAGAUCACAUCCGCCCUACACGAGAUCGUCAGUGAUGUCCGGCUGGAGGGUCAGAAGACGCGAGCCUGGUCGGCGUUGUACGCUGGCUCACAGAAAGGGAAAGUGUACUCAACUGAGCAGCUCCUGUUGAACAGCCUUGUCUUCCGCUUGAUCGGCUAUCGACACCAUGCUAUUUCGAAAGAACAUGCAAAGACUUUCGCCUGGGUCUUCGAACAAGACACUGAGUUGGUUAAAGCACUCCCACCCGUGAACUUCGUGGAUUGGCUUCGACAUGAUAACGGGCUAUAUUGGAUCUCGGGGAAGCCAGGCUCUGGAAAAUCAACCCUCAUGAAAUUCCUGGCAGGACAUGAGCAAACUCAACAACACCUGAGGACGUGGUCUGGAGGCAACGAACUUCUUCUGGCAAGUUUCUACUUCUGGAGCGCUGCCAAAAACUCCCUGCAAAAGUCGCAGACUGGCCUACUCCGGUCCAUUCUCUACCAGAUCCUACGCCAAUGUCCAGAACUUAUCCGGGUCGCUUUUCCCGACCAAUGGAGCCAGUCAAUUUCCAGCCUUACGGGCUUAGCCGAGACACCCUUCAGCAAUGCAGAGCUGCUCGAAGCAUUUGACAAGGUCACUACAGCACUGGCAACUUACAAAAUCCGUUUCUGCUUCUUCAUAGACGGACUAGACGAGUAUGAGGGCCGACCGGCGGAUAUCAUUCAACUGGUCGAAUAUCUUCAGUCAUCACCCAAUAUCAAAGCCUGUGUUUCCAGUCGUUCGUGGAACGAAUUCGAAUACAGUUUUGGUAAAGACAACCCGUGGAAAUUGUAUAUUCAUCACCUCACCCAGGAGGAUAUCCGAAUCUACGUUGAAGAUAGACUUGGAAAACAUGAACGCUUCCGAGAGCUUCAAGUAUUUGACGAUAACUGUCCCAAUUUUGUGAAAUCAAUUGUCGACGCAGCACAGGGUGUCUUCCUCUGGGUAAUUCUGGUGGUGAACUCGCUUCUAGAUGGUCUCACCAACGCUGACACAAUCUCCCAUCUACAAGAACGACUACUCGAAUUUCCCCAGAGUCUGGAUGAGUACUUCCAUAAAGCCCUUAUGACCGUCGAGGAACGGUACCGCCCGCAAAUGGCUCGAGCCCUUAUUGUUACCCUGGAAGCCUACGAGACUCUUCCUCUGAUCUGCUACUGGUUUCUAGACCACGAAACGCCUGACUAUACACUCAAUCUAGAAGUUAAACCGCUGGAUAUGGAGAUGAUAAGCACACAGAUGGAUGUCACGCGGACUCGACUGAACGCGUACUGCAAAGGGCUCCUCGAGGUACAUUAUCCGACAGACAACAAGACAAUCGAAUUAGAGUCGCCUGCGUCAUUCUCCGGCUUUCAAGUAGAUUUCCUUCACAGGACCGUGCGAGACUUCCUAUGGAUGCCAGGAAUGCAAGCUUUGCUCCGUACAUGGUUGCCACGGGAUUUUAACCUCGACCUCGACAUCUGCAAAGCCAUUUUAGGCUCGAUCAAGGUCUCGGUGCCAAUACCAGCACAGAAGGCUCGCUCACGCCUUCUCGUGAGGCUCAUCAAAAUCUUCUUCCAUCACAUAGUGGGAUUAGACGGCGAUACAGCCUACGAAUGCUCCCAUUUCGCUCUCCUGGACAAGUUGGCAACGAUUAUCCAACUCUAUAUUGAGAUUCGAGCGCGUCAUUACAAAGCCAUCGGCAAAGACGUGGAUGAGGGUGUGGACCGUGACGUUGUUCUUGAUCUAGGUUUAAGGCAUUCUGUACUUCAUCAAUUGUGGAACGGGGAGGUAGCAAUACUCAGCCGAUCGAUCCAUGCAGGCCUUGCUCGCUAUACUGAGCAUACACUAAAGAAGCACCCAAGUAUACUCCUGAAUAAUUUUGAGUUAUUUCUAGGUAAAGCACUGUUUUCCGCAGAGGAUCAUGAGUCUAAUAACCUUGGUGUCCCGGAUACCGCGAUGCUCCAGCUACUUCUACGAAUUGGCGCUGACACUAAUACCCCAGCAGCCAGGCCCCCCUGGGCAAGUUAUUUAUGGCAUUUGAAGAUGUUGAAAGAGAAGAAUAAAGUUUUUAAGAAGGAUGUCAACAAUCACUACCCAGCUGUCCUGAUGCUUUUAGAAUAUGGGGCGGAUCCAGAUGCACAGUGUGGGUUUGGGAUGACGGCGGUCAUGGUGCUGCAGGAACUAUUCUCUCCGGCUCAAUACUCCUGUCUGCAAAGAGUGAUCGAGGAUAGACAGCUGAAGAAUGGGACUCAAACUACAAUGUCACAAUCACCACAAGAUGAACCACAACCUAACCCAACUACACCUCUCCACCUCCACGCCGAACUCCUCCCCAACAUCCGCCAACUAACCCUCUACAUCUCCGUCCCCCCAAACACUCCCCGCUCUGACCUGCAAAUCGCCCUCUCAGACUCACGACGCGCAGUCACCGUAACAUCCCCCUCCACCACCAACCAAGAUGAUACCUCAAUCUCAGAAACAAUCAAACUCCCUGCGCGCGUCAGCGAAUCCUCCCGACGCAUCCUCCAACAACAGCCACCCUCCACACAAAGCGAAAGUGAAUACUCCUUCCGCAUGCAAGUAGACGAUAAUGACACGUCCCUGCACAAGGAUGAAACAACCCUAAAUGACGGGUUCAUUCCCUGGACAGCGACGGACAUGUCCGCGCAUACACGCCUGCGGUGCGUCAAGUGCCAUAACCCUAUCCUCAAUGAGGGGAAAGUGUGGAAAGACCUUCCAAGCGGGAAUUGGGCUGAGAUGAUGGAUUUCUGGCAUUGUCAUAAACCGGAUCCGCCGGAGGAGGAGCGGAAUAAAGAUGGAGAAGAUCCUAAUGCGGUGGUGAAGGGGUAUGGGGCUGGUAAUCAGCUUGUUGCGGUCGAGGGGACGGUGUUGGUGGAUGUGACGAGCUUUUUGGUGAAGGGGGUGGAUUGUCUCGGUGUUGAGGAAUCAAAGGUCCCUCCCAGAGACUCAAAACCAACACAAUCAGACACAGAACCGGAACCAACAAUCCUAACCUGCACAACCUGCACCACCCAACUCGGCCUCCCCGACCCCAUCGCCAACGGCUACCGACUCUUCAAAACCAGCCUAUCGGCCAACCACUCCCCGAACCCUCCAUCUUCAUCCUCAUCCCCAUCCCCCGAAGAGACAUCUACAUGGGAAUCCCACCCCCCAGAAACCAUCCUCACCGCACAACUCCUCGAACUCAUCGAACGCGAAAGCUACCGCCGAUUCGUCAUCCACUGCGGAGCUAAAGAAGGACUUCUCAUAUGGCCCUUCAACCCCUCCCUCCGAUACUCCACGACCAGCGCAUCGCACAGCACAGCGGCACAACUCGCCAUGAAGGUAUUCUACCAACACAUUGAUAAUGUUGAGGAGGUGUUGCAUCCCGAGGCGGGCAAGGGAAGUCAGUCGCUGGCUAUUGAGGAGGUGAGACUUCCCGGCGAGGAUGCGUAUAGGGAGUUGGUGGAAGUGUUGGAGGAGAGAAAUGGCAUGUUGCCCGCUUCGGCGAGGGUGUUUCGGGAUUGGAGGGUGGGGUUGUUGUGGAGGUUUGAGAGGAAGUAG